AGUCCAAAUUACUCAGUUAUUGCAAAUAGAAGAAAUCUUGAAACACAGUGUUAGGUUUACGUGCUUAGUUAAACAAAACCACACAAUGCAGUACUAACAUCAUAUUCUAAACUUAAGUUUCUAAAGAAUUCAAUAUGGAACAAGAUGAAGCCCUGUUGCUUGUACGGGAGCAGGACAUGAAGAAGCGAAUGAACGGUGGCCAACAAUUUAUUGAAUUCUUAAGUUUGAACAGCGGAGACCUCUUGUGGACAAAUGUGGAUAAAAUCGUGGACGCUUUGGCAACUUAUUGGGUCAGUUCAAGCAAUUUCAAGGUUGCACUUUUGGGUUUGGAUAUUCUAAGUUUACUGGUAGAAAGGUUACAAGAUGAUUUCCAGCAAUACUACCAUCUCAUUCAAAUAGCAUUGACUGACCGUAUGGGGGAUCAGAAGGAUCAAGUCCGAGAUGCGAGCAUCACUCUUCUUACCAACAUUAUGGAUGUAGCUUCAUCUCCUCAGUAUGUAUUCGAACGAUUCUCAUCUGCGUUUACCCACAAAGUAUGGAGGGUACGCGAGGGUGUAUGUCGCCUCCUUGUGGCCACGAUCAACCGAUUCGGAGCUCGCUCGUUAUACCUAAGCAAACUUCUUCCACAUGUGUGUGUGCUUCUUGGUGAUCCAAAUGCACAGGUUAGAGAAGCAGCAGUUUUUACAUUGGUGGAGAUUUAUCGCCACGUUGGUGAAAAAGUGAGACAAGAUAUUGCGAAGAAGAAUUUACCAAAUUCAAGACUCAGUGUUUUAUACAAGAAAUUUGAUGAAGUACUUCAAUCAGGAAACAUGGUAACAGCAUCUGAUACAGGUUCUGUAGCAAGUUCCACAGGAAGUUACGAUUCAGUUGAAUCAUCUUCAUCCAUCGGGCUCAUGCGACCUCCCAUGACCUCUGUGGUUGCCAAUAACAACAACAGUCGAGCUGUCACCAACAAAAUGUCAUCAGUGACCGUGAAGGACGGUCCAUCACGGCAAAGUGCUGUCCCACGUAAAUCAACAAUGGCAACGAUGCGUCCUUCAACUGGUGUUAAUCGCUCCAAUGCAGGAGCUGUAGAUGAGGAGACAUUCGUCCGUGAUUUUACCUCCAACCUCCCCACCAUCCAUUUAUACGGAUCCCGGGAUCUCGAUGAUCAGAUGAACCGCAUCCAAGCAGUAAUCUCCGAUGAGAAGAAGGAUUGGGAGGAAAGAUCUAAAUCGUUAAAAGCCCUGCGUGCAGUUGCGUUGGCAGGAGGUACAGAAUACGAUGCGUUCUACCAACACUUGCGUGUCAUGGAACCUUCGUUACAGUUUAACGCAAAAGAUUUACGAUCGCAAGUUGUGCGGGAGACCUGUGUUACUGUGGGGUGUUUAUCAUCAAUACUGAAGAACCAGUUCGAACACACCGCGUGCGUAUUGAUGCCAACUUUGUUUAAUCUUAUCAAAAACUCAGCAAAAGUCAUGUCCACAUCUGGUGUAUUAACCAUCAAAACUAUUUUAAAGCACACCCAUGGCCCACGUCUCAUCCCGAUGCUCAUGAUCAACUGCACCUCGAAAACAACCUCCCUACGAAGAUUCUCCUUUGUUUUCCUUGACAUUGUUCUACAAAAAUGGGCCUCACAGCUAUUAGAAAGGCAUCUUGCCAUACUAAAAGAAGCCGUACAGAAAGGGAUAAACGAUGCCGAUUCAGAAACAAGGGAAGAAGCGAGAAAAGCGUGGUGGGCGUUGCAAGGAACUUUCCCCAACGAGGCAGAUCAAGUGUUCAACAGCCUCAACCCAAGUCAGCAGAAGUUAAUUAAAGGUCACCUGGCUACUUCUUCAUCGUCAACUGACAGCCAACCUAAGUUAGACACCAGGAAACCUCGUUCAAGCGUUACAUCCGCCGGACCACGACGUAGCAUUGUGACAUCACAAGUAGGAAGAGCACCACCAACUUCAGUUGGGCGAGCACUAGGGACACCUAAUGGCCGUUUCAUGCGAUCACGAUCCGACAUUGACCCGUCAUCUGCCAACCGGUCAAAGAUGAAAGCGAUGCGAUCUGGUUAUGGAACGUUAGGACCACGAAUACGAAACAGACAUAGUCCAUAUGGGCCACAAAGAGUAGCGAAGACAAGCACUUCAACAAUAUCUUCACUUGCACCACAGCGUGGUAGAGAGACAGAUAGAUCAUCCGUGUCACAAAGAUCGAUGUCAGCAAAUAGAACUGUAGCGAAUCGAGCCCGCUCCCCUGGUGCACAACAACCGCGCACGUUUGGUGCACGAACACCUUCAGGCCCAGCAAGAGUGAGUAAGCCGAGACCAUCGUACACGAGUCGCGACCAUAGUCCUAAUGGUAGAAGCGCUUCACAUGGAGGUCGUACCCCAUCUGCAGUUGCACAAUCUCCCAUGAUGAGAGUGUUACCCAAAGGACGAGAGGGAGAGAUCGCGUUGAACGAUGCUUUGUCACGCAAGACAGGCCGUAAAACCGACGGUUACGGUCUGUCGGAUAACGACGACGACUUCUCCGAUACUUCGAGCGUUUGUUCCGAUCGUUCGUCUUCGUAUUCAAGAAAUGGUUUAAAACGUCACACCAACCACACUGAAGAUAUCACCGAGAUAUUACAAUUGUGUCAAAGUGGUUUAUGGACGGAGAGAAAGGAGGGCUUGUUUAGUCUUCAUACGCUUAUUACAAGACACAGGGUGUUCAAUCGCUUACAAAUCAAGAAAAUAAUUGAAAUAUUUAAUCGGAUGUUUGCUGAUCCUCAUGGAAAGGGGACAAAACGGGUGUUCAGCAUGUUCCUUGAAAUGCUGCCUGACUUUAUCCAAGGUUACAAAGAGAUGUUGCACGACUGGUUAUACUUCCUACUCACCCAACUGCUCAAGAAAAUGGGGUCGGACUUGCUUGGUUCGGUUCAAACUAAAGUUUUAAAAGCAUUACAAGUCACAAGAGAAUCUUUUCCCCCUCUCAUGCAGUUUAAUAUAUUGUCACGUUUUAUUGUGGAUCAAACACAAAGGCCCAACUUAAAGAUCAAGAUAGCAUUACUUCACCACAUGCUUGAUGUUACUGGUAUGUUGAAAGGAAUCGAAAUAUCAAACACAAGUGACAAUAGAUUGGCGAUAUCACGUAUUAUAACUUGGACCACUGAACCAAAGAGCCAGGAUGUCAGAAAGAUAGCAGAAGCAUUAGUGAUUUCCAUCUUCGAGCUGAACGCUCCCGUUUUCACCAUGAUGAUACGAGUUCUCCCGAAAACUUUCCAAGACGGUGCAAUGAAGGUUUUGCAUGGAUAUAUGAAGACUAACGGAGAUGUCAAUUCCGUAUCUUCUGAUUUAUCCGGUCAAGUUAUGGGUCGUGCUGCCAUGUCACCUGGAAGGACUGUGGUGUCACCUCGUGGGAGCGUGGGGACCAUUGACCUUAUGUCACCGAGAUCCAGCGUCCACAUCGAUACAGAGAAUAUGAACCAGGAGGAAAUUGCUGAAAACUUCCGUGAUAUUACGGCUGGUAUACAGAAGUUGAGAAUGGACAGUAGUGCAGAUGUUAAUGAUGCUAUCAAGAACUCUGGACAAAGUCCUGGUUUAGGGGCUUCCCCAAAUUUCAGUCGUCCUAAUUUCCCUCCACCCCUGCAACAACUACAGAACUCACCAAAGUUACCACCGGGUCGGCAAAGCAAAUACAACCCCCACGUAUAUUCGGACCAAUUAUCCCCGUUCAAUAGAGGAGAUGUGAAGGAAUCAAUAUUUGAUGAUGAUGAUAGUUUUAACGAAGAAAUCCCGACCGAAAUGUCAGACAACAUUUCCGACGUUGCGCAAUUGCUUCGUGAAGGCGGUGACAAGCGUCAUGCGCUUGAAGAACUCUCUCGUACAUUACGCAGUAGUGACGCAGUGGUGGGACUCUUAGCAUCACAGCAACAAAUACAAUGGGAUCUUCACUUCAACAAUGUCUUGUCUGGUGUGUUGGAGAUAUUGAGAACAGAUACUGAUACAAGAGUAGCCGCAUUGAAUGUUCUUCGCGAAAUGUUGCGACACCUUGCCCAUAGAUUCAAGAACUUUACCGAGAUAACCGUGAUCCAUAUUAUUGAAUCGCAUAAAGACGGAACUAAACAGGUGGUUCGUGCUGCAGAAGAAGCAGCGAACGCGUUAUGUUGUGCUGUACCCCCUAUACUAUGUGUUAAAGUUCUCAGCCCAUUAACAAGGUCAAACAAUAACGAAUCAACGCAAGCAUGUUUGAAGAUAUUGACGAACGCCAUCAACAGAUGUUCAGAGGAUGAACUGGAUAAACCACUUGUCGCUGAUCUGGUGCCUGGUCUGAUUAAGUGUUAUGAUAAUCCUGAGAGUGGGGUGCGUAAAGCUGCUGUAUUUUGUCUUGUUGCCCUACAUCGAGUAAUUGGUGAUGAAGAACUUUGUCAACACCUAAAGUCCUUGCCUGGUGGAAAGAUGAAACUUCUCCAACUUUACAUCAAACGUUCGCAGUCGAACGCUGCAACAGAAGCUUAAAGUUGCUGCUUAUUUCGACAAGACACCCGUAUUUAAAGACAUCCUGUAUGAAGGAAAGACACAAGAAUUCAAAAACAAAAAUAUUUCCCUAUGCGUGUCAGACAUUAGAAUUCUGUUAGCAAAAUAUUUUCUUCACCCUGAUAUAUAAAUUAACUUGUGCUGCGACCUUCUUACCACAUUCACCCUGCUGCACUGUGCUUCUGGUCACCUUUAUCUGUCUGCGACAAUUCCUUUGUAGCAAAGCCGUUUCUCCUUAAAUUUAUCAGACUAUAUUUAAGCGCGUAUACAAAUUUGUUUUGCAAUUUUUAAUGGGAAAACUUAUAGGCUUUUUUUGCAAUUUUAAAUGGGAAAAUUUAAUAAGCUUUUUCCCAAAACUUUUUUGCAAUUUUAAAUGGCAAAGCGUUAAUAGCUUUUCCUGCACCACACGGAUGUUCUUUAUACCCAAAAUUCGCCAUACACAUAAAACCAUAGCACACACAAUGUACCCCAUAGCUCACUUAGCCUUUAUGUCAUUUUGUCGGUUUGUAUGUUUUAUAAGUUUCUAUUACCAAAAGACAACUGACUAGCUUGGUGAUAAAUGUUCAAACAUUAAUCUAAGUGGUUUGGCCCUUGCAUGUUGUUAUGUUUUAAGUCUGUGUUUUGCAUCUAGGGUGAUUUGUGUUUCCAGGUAUUUAAUUCUGUGUCGACUACCUUAAUCAAAAACUUGCAUGGCAUCACUGGUUCCACCAACAAACCCCAUAGGUGCUGCUGCAAACUGUGACUAAAAUUCUAGCAAAAUAUUGUGACACUGGAUAAAUAUACCGCGCACAAAUGCUACUCUAUAAGAACGGUUGUAUCUUGAAUUUAUUGUAGAUAUUUCCAGGUAUUCGAAUGUUAAUUUGUUACACUUUGUCUUUAUUGUGUCUGUUUGUUCGCCAAUCGUGUUACUUUUCUUGCGAUUAUAUUUUAAAGCAUUGAAGUUUUAAAAUACACCAUGAAACAUUGAUACAACAAA
Molecule: messenger RNA, 5460 nt
Organism: Ciona intestinalis (vase tunicate)
Lineage: Eukaryota; Metazoa; Chordata; Ascidiacea; Phlebobranchia; Cionidae
Source: RefSeq, a predicted model, not a curated record